AUGGCUGGAAUUUUUGACAACGUUAUCGACUUGAAUCCUAUGAAAACUACGUGGAAAAUUAAGGUAAAGAUCAUUCGUCUAUGGAGACAAUACUUCGCAGGCGACAUUGAGAGUAUUGAGAUGGUGUUACUUGAUUCAAAUGGUGAUAUGAUUCAUGCAACUGUUAAUGAUGAUGUGGUUCCGAUCUUUGAAUCAUUCCUCGAAGAAGGUGACUCGAAGAUAUUCAUCAAUUUUUCUCUUUCUCAAUCAUGUGGGUCCUAUCGAUUAACCAAGUAUCCUUACAAAAUUUGGCUCCAAGCCACCACUCGGGUUGGAUUUUGUGACGAUUUGCCAUACAGAUUGACUGGUUUCACCCCUGUCAAUUUUCGUGAAAUCUUAGAUGGUAGUCUGAGCCCUGAAUAUUUGAUCGAUAUUAUUGGUCAGAUUGUAGAGGUUACUCAUGUUGAAAUAGUGUCUCUCAGUGGGAAGGACACAGAAAAGAUUUCAUUAGAGUUAAAAAAUGAAGAAGAUGUUAGGCUUCCAUUGGUUGUAUGGGGAAAGGUUGCACUAGAUCUAAGCGAAGCAAUUCAACUUCUUUCUGAUCGAACUCUAAUUUGUGUUAUGAAGUUUGGCAAGAUCAAAAUAUGGAAAGAUGAGCGAAGCGUAUGCAAUGCAUACAAUGUGUCCGAUAUCUCCCUUAAUCCAUCUAUUCAAGAGGUAGAAACUUUUGCCAAAUUGUUACCAAAGGAAAAUAUAUCUUUAGAAAUUGUGCAGUCUAAACCAUUUUCGAUGGUAUCAAUGAUGUCAGAGGAAGAAGACUACUUCGUUCAAACGCCACAAAAAACAAUAUCUGAUAUUUUGGAGACGAGAAAGGUUGAGAGGUGUUUUGUAAGGUGCACCAUAGCUGCGAUUGAUAAUGAUAUGGGUUGGUACUAUAUUAUUUGCAAAGUGUGUGGUACAAAACUAGAUAUGUUGCAUAAUAACGUUCACCCCGGAAGAACCUAUGAACUGGAUGUUCGUUGUAUGCUCUAUUGUACUAAGUGCAAGAUGCUCAAUCCUAAGCUGAAGCUAAGGUACAAGUUGCAUUUGGUAGUACUAGAUAAUACAGGCCACACGAAGUUGUUGGUGUUAGAUAAUAUUGCGCUGCAAUUGCUCCAUCAACCUUGCUUUCAUCCAACGACACAUAUCACAAGUGAAAUCCUGGAACCCAAUGUUUUACGCACCGCUCUCAAGAAUUUAGUUGGUAAAACAUAUUUGUUUAAGAUCAUUAUAGAUGAGGUUAAUUAUCAGUACGAGGACGACACAUUCAAGGUGCAGAAGAUUAUCACCAGCCCAUAUAUGAUGAACGAGUUUGACGUGUCCUCUUAUCCUAAGGGAGGUUCAAACAUGUUCUACCCAGAUUUUUCUAAUGGGCCUGAGGACCCAGAGGGUUCUAUGCUGCUAGCUGGCGGUUCUUCGGUUGACUCUGAAUCUAAUGUGAAGACUCCUGCUAAACGUGAAGGAUCCCCAAUCGAAAGUAUAGAGGCAGCCUUUUACCAGAGUACUGCUAACAAACAUGGACCUUCUGAUUCGAUCAAGAAAGUGAAGACUGAAAAAAGUGGCUGA
Molecule: messenger RNA, 1584 nt
Organism: Brassica napus (rape)
Lineage: Eukaryota; Viridiplantae; Streptophyta; Magnoliopsida; Brassicales; Brassicaceae
Product: replication protein A 70 kDa DNA-binding subunit B-like
Exons: 11
Coding region: 1-1584 (527 amino acids)
Biological process (GO): DNA replication; DNA repair; DNA recombination
Cellular component (GO): nucleus
Molecular function (GO): DNA binding
Source: RefSeq, a predicted model, not a curated record